AUGGGGCGACGGCCGGCCGGCCGGGGAGGCGCUCAGAGCCCGCUGGGGCUGGGAUCAGGGCCGGCGAGCGGCUGCGAGGGGCCGGCCGCUGGGAGAGGCGCUGCGGAGCCGAGAGCCGGGCCGAGCGGGGCGGCCAUGGGAGGUCAGAGCAUCGCGACCCGACGGCGGCGCGGCGGGAAGGGUCACCUGCUGCUCCUGCUGCUGCUGCUGCUGCGGGCUGGAGGCGGCCUGGCCAGCCGGUCUCGGGUCGGAGGGGGCGGCGGGGCCCUCCCCAGAGCAGGGGCCAGCCCGGCACGGCAUGCAAGCCCCGGCUGCGCUUCUCCCCCGGAGCGCUGCCACGCCAGACACAUUGGGAAAGAAAGAAAGAAAGAAAGAAAGAAAGAAAGAAAGAAAGAAAGAAAGAAAGAAAGAAAGAAAGAAAGAAAGAAAGAAAGAAAGAAAGAAAGAAACUGGUUCCAGAAAGCAGCGGAUGAGGGAGAGGCAGGUAGACCGACUCCAAUAGGAGGACCGAGGCAGAAACGAGUGGAAGGAAGGGAGGAAGACUCGCCCCAAGACCAGAGGCUAUGGGGGGACGCGUCCCCACGUGAGCAGAGGGGCUCUGGCCCCGGGGCCUCGGCCAGCAGGGCUUGGGAUGGGGGCCGGCCCACUUCGCGCCUGCUGGUAGGUGGCUUCGCUUUGCUUCUUUUCCUCCCGGUGGGGCGGGGUGGGGUCGCCCUGGGGGAAGGAAGCCGCCUGCUGGGCCGCUCCCGGCCCUGCCACCUGCCUGUGAUCCCUGGAAACAAACAGGCCGACCAGAUCUGCGAUGGGGACUCCAGGGACGGGGAGAGGGUGCCGGCCGCUGCUUCUGGGGCGCCGGCCUUGGCAAGCAGAAGGCAGCUACCCCCCCCCCCCGCCCUGCCCCCCCAUCUCGGCCUCGGGGACUCUGGCCGGGUUGCAACAGGCACCAGCUCCGGCUUGGGGUUCCUGCAUUGUCUGGCCCAGGAAGGGAAGGGCGUGUCUGAUCACACUUGGCCGGGCCCCCCCGGGACGCUCCGACACUCGCCGCCAGUUAGUGCUACUCUUGGCGGACUCUGCGCCCCCGAUAGCCGGCCGGCCCGGAACAGACAGUCGCACCUCCCCGACGACAUCUGUGGGGAAGGGGGAAAGAGCCCCUAAAAUUGUGGGUUUUCCGGGGUUGUAUGGCCGUGUUCCAGUAGCAUUUUCUCCUGGCGUUUCGCACAGAUGCAGGCGAAACGUCAGGAAAAACAUGCUACUGGAACACGGCCACACAAAACGGAAAACCCACAACCCCCUAGUGAUCCCGGCCGUGAAAGCCUUCGACAGCCCCUCGGGUAUUUGAGAUGCGCGGAAUCGCUGCACCAACCGGAGCGCAGACGCCUCCAGUCUGCUAAGCAUCGGUCCCCGGGAUCUCCAGCUGCUGUCGCCCCUACCCACCCACCCACCCUGCCGCCUUUUUAACCCUUUUUCAACCCGGGGGGCAGCGACCCCGCGACUCAAGGCUCGGCUCAGCCCUUCAGCGCCAGAGAGCGCAGUUCUGCUCGGGCGGCCUUGAACGCUUUGGAUGCCGCGACGCCCCAAAACCGCACCUCUGGAACAGGGAUCCCCCAAAGAACCCAAGGAAACGGGGGUCAUUUGAAGCUCGGAGCGGGAGGGUGGCAUUGGCGAGGGGUAGCGGUAGAAGUCCGCUCGGACGCCUCCCGUUCUCCUUCCUCGGCGCCUAAUUGUGCGCCUUGGCUUUGGCUCUCAAGAGCGAGACUCAAGGUCGGGUCCCUCCCUUGGAGACUGGCGACCUGUUUCCCCAUCUGAUAAGAAGGGGGCUCUGCUGGGAAACUCGAGUGUGUCCAGGGAAAUAGGAUCCAGCUUUGGGGUUAUUGGGGUUUGGGGUUUGAGAAGGCCUCAAUCCAGGAAGCUGGGGUCGGGCUCCUAGGCUGAUUCCGCAUGGGUAAAAAAAAAGCAGUGUGAAAACGGUGUGAAAAUGAUGUAAAAGGGUUUAAAACAGUAUAAAAGGAUUUAUACUGUUUUCACACCGUUUUCACACUGCUGUUUUUCGCCCAUGCGGAAUCAGCCCUAGAAAAAGCUCUGGAUUUGGGCUGUACAGGACUGGAGUGCGCCUUCCCCCCCCCCCAAGGUCCCCCUCCCUCGCUUUUAUGUCUUCUUUUUUGUUACUUGGGGGGGGGGGGAAUCUCUGGACAGUUUAAGUUUCAUCCGUUUUGGUGGAGGUAACAGAGGGGAGAUCAGAAAGAUGGAUUUUUACGAGGAAAGAUGAAGAAUAGUCACGCGUCUUCCUUGCCUGGAUCUUCCGCUGCGCCCACUUGCUCGUGAGGUGCACCCCGGGCCUUAGCAAAAGAAGGUAGUCUUCUAAACUCGUAAACUCCGCAUAAAUGUUGAUACGGAGCAGGCAUAAUACUGAUUUCUUGACGUGCAAAUAAACGUUGGACCAAAAACGUGUACGUUUCACAGGAAUAAUUUAGAGCAAGAAAGCAACUUUACUGCACAAAAAAAUACAGCACCAGCAAUCUGCAUAAGGGAGAAGAACCCCAGGACUGCCUUUCCCCUGGCUGCUGGUUGAAAAACAAGAACUCAGACACAUUCAUGAGGGCAGCUGGCGAUCCCACUGUCUCAGGAUAAGGAAUAAACUAUUGGAGGUCAGAUAGACUCCUCCCUAAUUAUUCACAGGGGUACACUCUAUUCUCGAAGAUUGGUUCUUUGCAACCUGAGACCUGGCUCACUUCGGUUACCCUUAAAGAACAUUUCAGGACUCUUCCUCGGGGUUGCAAUGAAUCGCUGCUGCUUAAACUCGUGUUUAUUUUUUUCCAAAUGCGGAUCCAGUGGCCUUUAUUGCUCCUCAGAGAAACCUCCUCCCCAAGAACCACCGCUGUUACGAGCCCACCUGGGAAAAGCACUUGUGAAUUGUGAAUUGCUGGUGAUUUACUUCCGUUCAGAUAUUCACCAUAAUGGUCUUUUCCUUUCUCGCUUUGUUUUUUAAUUAUUCAUAUUUGCACAUCCAUUUCACGUUAAUGGAGGGGCGGGACUGAUGGUUAGUGUGGGUGGGAAUUGUUGGAGCAGAAGAUGGAAUAGUUGUCGUGGAUUCUUAAUCAUCUGUUUAAUUGUUCUGGGGACUUUGCUAAAAAUAUAGCCAUGUAUUGGUCCAUUAUUUGCAUAGCAACUGAGAUACGGAGGGAGCAUUUGUAGAGGCAGCUCUUCCCCUUCCAAGAUCCUAUAUGGAAUGUUCAGCUUUAUAAACCUAAGCUAAUAGUUCUCUGGAUGGCAGGCAAUAUUUAACAGGCACCAUAUUUGGAAGGAAGCAGGAACUGAAUGUUCAGUAAUGUUUCUCCUUAUUCACUCCCAAAUCAGUUGCAGCUAAACAGUUCUAAUCUUUCCUCAGUGUGGCCAGCAACCAUAAGCUUUCAUGGGGCUCUCCCUUGAAUCCUCUUCAGUUGCUUACUGGCCUUGGUUGCAUAUACAAAUGAAGUGCAGAUGACUUUUUCAGAUGGAUGGAGACUAACGUCUCUCAAACAGAGGCAUAGCUAGGGAAAAUGGAGGGCCCCCCAAAUGUUCGUUUGGGUUUUUUUGUAUUUUUUAGUGUUUUUUCAGUUUUUGGCCUGCAGGGGAUGCAGUUUUUAGACUAGCACCACCACAAAU
Sphaerodactylus townsendi is the source of this 3642-nucleotide messenger RNA. RefSeq lists its product as uncharacterized. The transcript has 3 exons. The coding region runs from base 1 to 1155 and encodes 384 amino acids. Lineage: Eukaryota; Metazoa; Chordata; Lepidosauria; Squamata; Sphaerodactylidae. The record is from RefSeq and is a predicted model, not a curated record.